Messenger RNA from Cicer arietinum (chickpea), 1310 nucleotides. RefSeq names its product peroxidase 72-like. The record is from RefSeq and is a predicted model, not a curated record. Lineage: Eukaryota; Viridiplantae; Streptophyta; Magnoliopsida; Fabales; Fabaceae. Gene Ontology annotation, molecular function: heme binding; peroxidase activity. Gene Ontology annotation, biological process: hydrogen peroxide catabolic process; response to oxidative stress.
CAUUACUCAUGCAAUAAACUUUGAGAGCUUCUCUUCUUCAACUACUCAAUUUAUAUUUCUUGUUGUUUGUUUAAUUUGAAGUGACAUUGAAAAGAAACAACAAUGGCAAAUUCUAUGAGCUUUCUCAUACUUCUUUGUUUAGUCUUUGCUCCUUUCUGUUUAUGUCAUAAGAAAAUGGGGUCAUACCUUUAUCCUCAAUUUUAUGACUAUUCAUGUCCACAAGCUCAGGAGAUUGUUAAGUCCAUCCUUGCCAAUGCUGUUGCAAAGGAACCUCGUAUAGCUGCUUCACUUUUGAGACUUCAUUUUCAUGAUUGUUUUGUCAAGGGUUGUGAUGCUUCAAUUUUGUUAGAUGGCAAUGGAGGCAUUAUUAGUGAGAAAGGGUCAAAUCCUAACCGUAAUUCAGCCAGAGGAUUUGAAGUGAUUGAUGAAAUUAAAUCUGCACUAGAGAAAGAAUGUCCUCAUACAGUUUCUUGUGCUGACAUUUUGUCUAUAGCUGCCAGAGAUUCAACUGUUCUUACUGGUGGACCAAAUUGGGAAGUGCCUUUAGGAAGAAGGGACUCACUAGGGGCAAGCUUAAGUGGCUCCAAUAACAACAUUCCAGCUCCAAACAACACAUUUCAGACCAUCCUAACUAAAUUCAAACUUCAAGGACUUGACAUUGUUGAUCUUGUUGCUCUUUCUGGGAGCCACACUAUAGGGAACUCAAGGUGCACUAGCUUUAGGCAAAGACUCUACAACCAAAAUGGAAAUGGCAAGCCAGAUUUCACUCUUGACCAAUACUAUGCUGCUGAAUUGCGCAAUAAUUGUCCAAAAUCAGGUGGUGAUCAAAAUCUGUUUUAUCUAGACUAUGUCACACCAACAAAAUUUGACAACAACUAUUUCAAGAACCUAUUGGCUUACAAGGGACUAUUGAGUUCUGAUGAAAUUCUGUUGACAAAGAAUGAAGAAUCAGCUGAGUUGGUGAAGUUGUAUGCUGAGAGAAAUGAUAUUUUCUUUGACCAAUUUGCUAAGUCUAUGAUCAAGAUGGGGAAUAUAUCUCCUUUGACAGGUUCUAGGGGACAGAUUAGAACAAAUUGCAGGGUGAUUAAUACUUAGUGAUCAAGCAAUAUAUCAUUGCUAUAUGGAAAUCAUACAUGAUUCUAUUUUAUGUUUCUGUUAUUAAUCCUUGAAAAAUAUUGUUGUUUUUCCUUGGUGAGUUUAUAAUCAUGAAGCUAUUGCUAAUGUGUGCACUUGGGCAUUUUGGCCUUGGAUAAGAUUCUUGUAUGUGUCUCAUGAAAUUAUUGUAUUUAUUUCCAUUUCUUUUACAUUAA